AGUCACUUACUAAGAAAGUCAUAAGGAAAGAGGAGUGCCCUCCAAAUGAUUAACGUAUUAGGUUCAUAGGUUCAUAGGUUUAUACUAGGCUAUCUGCCCUAAGGCAUUUAUAAGCCUAGCCCAAAGUUUUGUGGCUUACGCCACCCCUUAUGUUAAAAAAUACUGUGCCCAUUAGUUUGUUGUGCCUCUGUCCAGCAGUGACACAGAGAUGAUUCCCGGGGUAAACCUACGAUCUCCCAUCCACCGGUCAGGAUUCUACUUGCUUCUUGUCCUACUCGUCCUCCUUCCAUGGGGACACGGGCAAAAGAAUGAUACAGAUACCACAAAAAUAGAAUUGCGCUCCAAAUGGCUGCAACCAAAGUGCAAUGAGUCAUUUUAUUUAAAUCUCCUUGAUACAUGCAUCACAGAGUUUCAAACAUGGAUGGAUCGCAUUGAUAAAAGAAGAUGGUGCAAUUUAAAUGUCGUUCUCAGGGACUACAAUGGCUACUCCAAAUGCACACAGACUUGGUCUGAAUAUUGCAGUUGGUUCUGGCCUAAUGAGCUUGUACAAGAAUCCUUUAUAUAUCUGCACAAAACGUUCUUCAUAAACUGUACAACCGAGAGUACUGAGUUUGUUGAUCGGACACCACCGAAUGCCCUCAUGGCUAUGGUUCUACUGCCUAUAUGCCUUAUUCCAGUCAUGCUCGCUCCCAUGUUAUGGUGGAGUAACCGUGACUGAACAAGAAUUUAAAUUAAAGAAAUCAGAUGGUUGAGCAUAAAAUAUGUAUAAAUGCAUGCAUAUAUAUGACACUUAUUGCAAAGCAUACAAACACAGGAUAUAGUAUAUAGCAAAAUAAGUACUCUUCCUUUCUUCAGUAUGCAUAACAGGGUGACAUUGACUUUUGUCCAAGUUACCAGAUUUCUAUAGCUGUGUGUGCAAUUCAGUUUUGCCAUCAGAUUACAUGCACAACAUAUUUGCCGUGCUGUUAAUGAAGUUAUUAGUUAUCUGCACUGUAAUAGUUAGCCAUCUGAAGUUAGUUUUCUGUAAUGUAAUGGCAUGUCUCCUGACAGAAUGCUGUCCACUGUGAUGUCUCCUGUCUCCAGCCACAUAAAAUAUGAUAUUUUUUCUCUA
Molecule: messenger RNA, 1111 nt
Organism: Protopterus annectens (West African lungfish)
Lineage: Eukaryota; Metazoa; Chordata; Ceratodontiformes; Protopteridae
Product: receptor activity-modifying protein 3-like
Exons: 4
Coding region: 209-718 (169 amino acids)
Biological process (GO): regulation of G protein-coupled receptor signaling pathway; receptor internalization; intracellular protein transport
Cellular component (GO): cell surface; signaling receptor complex; membrane
Molecular function (GO): coreceptor activity
Source: RefSeq, a predicted model, not a curated record